Messenger RNA from Danio rerio (zebrafish), 1813 nucleotides. It is a transcript of the gene usp12a, whose product is annotated as ubiquitin specific peptidase 12a. The record is from RefSeq and is marked provisional. Lineage: Eukaryota; Metazoa; Chordata; Actinopteri; Cypriniformes; Danionidae. Gene Ontology annotation, biological process: protein deubiquitination. Gene Ontology annotation, molecular function: cysteine-type deubiquitinase activity; deubiquitinase activity.
GAAGAUGGCGCUGGGCGAAUGGAAAUCCUAAUGACAGUUUCCAAAUUUGCCUCUUUUUGUACCAUGGGCGCCAAUGCCUCCGCUUUGGAGAAAGAGAUCGGCUCGGAGCAGUUCCCAGUCAACGAGCAUUACUUCGGAUUGGUCAACUUCGGAAACACCUGCUACUGUAACUCUGUGCUCCAGGCUCUGUACUUCUGCCGGCCGUUUCGGGAGAAGAUCCUCGCGUACAGGAGUCAACCGCGCCGCAAGGAGAACCUGCUCACCUGCCUGGCUGACCUGUUCCACAGUAUAGCCAACCAGAAGAGGAAAGUUGGCGUUAUACCGCCGAAGAAGUUCAUUACGCGACUACGGAAAGAGAAUGAACUGUUUGAUAACUACAUGCAGCAAGAUGCACAUGAGUUUCUCAACUACCUGCUGAACACUAUAGCAGAUCUGCUCCAAGAAGAGCGCAAACAAGACAAGCAGAAUGGCAAGCUUGCCAACGGCACACUCGAUUCCCAGAACAAUAACAGCACCCCACCCUCCACCACCUGGGUUCAUGAGAUCUUCCAGGGCACGUUGACCAAUGAGACGCGAUGCCUCACCUGCGAAACGAUAAGCAGCAAAGAUGAGGAUUUCUUGGAUUUGUCAGUGGACGUGGAGCAGAACACUUCAAUCACGCACUGUCUAAGAGGUUUCAGUAAUACAGAGACGUUGUGCAGUGAAUAUAAAUAUUACUGUGAGGAAUGCAGAAGUAAACAGGAGGCACACAAACGAAUGCGGGUUAAGAAACUUCCCAUGAUCCUCGCCUUGCACUUGAAGAGAUUUAAAUACAUGGAGCAGCUGCAGCGCUACACUAAGCUAAGCUACCGUGUGGUCUUCCCUCUGGAGCUCCGCCUCUUUAACACCUCUGGUGACGCCACCAAUCCCGAGAGGCUUUACGACCUGGUCGCUGUGGUGGUGCAUUGUGGCAGUGGUCCAAACCGAGGACACUACAUCGCAAUUGUAAAAAGUCAUGAUUUCUGGCUACUGUUUGAUGACGACAUUGUAGAGAAAAUCGAUGCCCAGGCGAUUGAAGAGUUCUACGGAUUAACCUCGGAAAUUUCCAAGAACUCUGAGUCCGGCUACAUCCUGUUUUACCAGUCCAGAGACUGAGCGCGGCCUGAGUGAGGCCAGAGUGGCGUCCCGUUACGGACACCUGUGCAGCAGCAGCGGCGGUGGCACGUCUGUGUGCAGAAGAGCCUGCAGCGGCGCCUCCAAACACACACACCCAAACCCCACCCGUCCCAGCCCUCCCUCGCCGACCUCCACGCAGCAGCAACGUUGGACGCGAUGCGGUCGCAAGGCCUUUUGAACGUUGUUUGUCAGUUGUAUUUACGUUGUGGGAGCGUUUCAUCACUCGUGUUCAGUCCUUUACUGUAGAGAGAAUGUGUUUUAAUGUGACAGACUGGGAUUUGCAUUCAACUUUCAUGCUGCGACCUUUUGAUUCCUGUGGCUGUGAGGAGGCUGAAGACAUGUGCAUGGGGGGAAUAGCGGGUGUGUUUAUUAAAGCGGCGGGGAGGGUCUAAACGCUCCGGGUGCGGGGCAUUGCGGGUUAUGUAUUUCUACCUUGUACAGAGUGAUAUUUGUAUAAAUAUUAUGAGAAUUAUAAUAAUAUUACUGAUAUAGCCAAAAAAAGAGGAUAGAACCAGAAAAAGAUGUAUAACACUAUGGUGCACUUUUGAUACAGUUUUGUAGAUGUUGGAAGGUUCAUGUGAGGGUUUGCUUGAGACGGCCUGUUGUGAAAUUAUCAUUUUCUGUUUUAAAGAAAAAGAAAUAAAAGUGUAUACACCAA